AUGGCGACGGUGAAUAAGGAUCAAAAGGCAAAGCCCAGCGCCCUUCGCUCCAUCAUUGCGGGGUCCACCGCCGGAGCCGUGGAGAUCGCGAUCACAUACCCGGCCGAAUUUGCAAAGACCCGGACGCAACUCAAUCGCCAGCUUACCCAGGGGCAAAAGCUACCAUGGCCACCGUUCGGAAGCCAGUGGUAUGCAGGAUGUACGACACUGAUUAUCGGAAACUCACUCAAGGCUGGAAUUCGAUUUGUCGCUUUCGAUGCCAUAAAAUCGGUUCUCCAAGAUGAGAACGGCAAGAUCUCAGGACCAAGGACGGUUGUUGCUGGAUUUGGUGCUGGAUUCACCGAGUCUCUUCUCGCCGUCACCCCCUUUGAAAGUAUCAAGACUCAAUUGAUCGACGACCGAAAGUCCGCCAACCCUCGGAUGCGUGGUUUCUUGCAUGGUAGCAAGAUCAUUUUCCAGCAAAGAGGUGUCAAGGGCUUCUUCCAAGGCUUUGUGCCCACCACGGCAAGACAGGCCGCCAACUCGGCUACCCGAUUCACAGCCUACACGACAUUGAAGCAGUUUGCAGAGGGUUAUACGGCGCCAGGCGAAAAGCUGGGCACUGCAGCCACCUUUGGAAUUGGUGGGAUCGCAGGGCUCAUCACUGUAAUGCAAUCACUCGAGGCUAGCAAGCAUUACAAGAACAGCAUCGUUUGCGCAACAAGAAUCGUCAAGGAUGAAGGUGUCUUCACUUUGUGGUCUGGCGCCAUGCCGCGACUUGCGAGAUUGAUCAUGAGUGGAGGAAUUGUGUUCACCAUGUAUGAGAAGGCUAUGGAUGGACUGGAUAUCUUGGAUCCGGAGAGAAAAUACUUGUAG
Penicillium egyptiacum is the source of this 855-nucleotide messenger RNA. Lineage: Eukaryota; Fungi; Ascomycota; Eurotiomycetes; Eurotiales; Aspergillaceae. The record is from the annotation of a GenBank genome assembly.